UCAGUCAGAGGCGCCACUUUGAGCUUGCGGGGGCAGCCAGCCAGGCAGCAUGGCCGCGGGAGUUUCGCCCCGGCUGCGGUGGGAGACGCUGGAGCAGAGGAAGCACGGGGGAGAGAACCUGUAUUAUCAGCUGCACGCGGAGAAGAUGCAGCAGCUGCCCGCAGACGUGCACAGGUUCUGUGACCCGGAGACGCCCGCCCCCCGCAGGAAGGAGCUGCUCCACCUGCUGAGGAGCCUGGAGGAGGGCUCCAGCUGCCAGCGCCUGCAGAUCCUCUUCUCCUUCUCUGUGCCCAGCCCCCAGGUGCUGGAGCUGCUGUGUGCCCUGAAUGUACCGCUGGUGUCUGCAGGAGCUGGCACAGGAUACUGGGAAUUCUUGUUGCAGUCUCGUGGACUGGAUGUAGUGGCUUUUGAUCAGAACACCAUUUUUCCUCCAGAGAUGCGUUACACAGAGGUUCUGACUGGAGGUCCUGAACUCUUGGAGCACUACCCAGAUAGAGCCUUGUUUCUUGCCUGGCCUGAUGCAGACGAAUCUUCCCAGUUUUCUCUGGAUUGUCUGGCUUUCUUCAGGGGUCACACACUUUUCCAUGUGGGUGAACUCCUUGGUGAAACACUGUCUUCCAACCCCUGGGGUCAGUCCACCUCACGUGCCUUCCAGCUUUCCCUGGCUGAGGACUUCUGCUGUGUGAAGCGGAUUCGGUUGCCCAGCUGGCCAGGGCAAGUGGACUCCUUUAGCGUAUGGAAACGGAAGAAUCCCCAGUUUGUGCUCUGUGAUGGGGCUCAUUUCCAGUAUGUGGAGACUGAUUUCGAAAUAUAGCCUGUCAAGUAUAUUAUUUUUGCACACAAACAUAACUGAUAAGCCACACAGCUUCCAUGGUGAUGGCUGACCGUGACUGAUGAUCUCGUGUCGUUCUCACUCGAACACAGUGAAUUCAUACGUCUUCCAGCAGGACUGAAAGAAAUCAUAU
Bufo bufo (common toad) is the source of this 965-nucleotide messenger RNA. RefSeq lists its product as uncharacterized. Lineage: Eukaryota; Metazoa; Chordata; Amphibia; Anura; Bufonidae. The record is from RefSeq and is a predicted model, not a curated record. Bases 50 to 814 code for a protein of 254 amino acids. The transcript is spliced from 4 exons.